Symbiodinium necroappetens is the source of this 1140-nucleotide messenger RNA. The record is from the annotation of a GenBank genome assembly. Lineage: Eukaryota; Dinophyceae; Suessiales; Symbiodiniaceae.
AUGGCCUGGUGGUCUCCUGUUCCCUUUCACUGGCUUUCGCUUGGCAAAGCUUGCGUCCAAUUUGCUUCAUCUCGCGACGCGGCCUCUGCUGUCCGCGAAUUAGACGGCUCAGUCCUUGAUGCGCGUGUGAUCCGGGUGGAUGCUUGGGAAAAUCAUCACUGGCCAUGUCGUAACAGAAACGAGAUGGCUUGCUACGUUUACGUCUCGGGUCUUUCUUUCUACACGCAGGGCUGGAAACUCAAACGCCACAUGGAGCGUUCUGGGCCAGUCGUCUGGGCACAGAUAAUGAUGGUAGGGGGCCAUAGUCGGCAAUUCCCACCAAACUAUUGGCAGAAGAGUGCCUUGCAAGCGCGUCUUGAUCGCUUGCAAGAACACUGCCAUGGCUGCGAAGAGCCUACUUUGCAAAGGGAUGUUUACCCAGAGGAUUCGUGCUCCAUUCCAUCAGAACAGCCGGUUGACAGAGCCAAGAUUAAGAUUGAUUUUUUCUCAUUGCCGUUGGUCAUCCUGGACAAAGUAAUUGAAUAUUCAGGCACGUUUUCUUGCACUCUAUUGUGCCGGCGUGCUUCCACUGACUUGGCUGAUUGUGCUGUCCGCUCUCUGCAAGCCUGCACAACGGCCGCCCUUCUGCUCUCCUUCCGACAACGGUUUGGGCUGCCACUUUUGCGGGGUGAGCACGCAGCGCACUCAGCAGUCCGGUCUUUGACGGCUUGCGUCCGCUUUGCUGGCACAUACACGCGCAACAAUCCAAAAGCCAUGGUGGGGCUGGUUGGCAAUAUUUUGGAUUGUCUCCACUGUGAUGAAUCAGGCGUGCGGACAGGGGCCACUGAAUUCCUCAAAAAACUUACGGAACGUGGCUUCCAGAUACGGCGGCUGGUAGCGAAAGGUCUGCUGACUGCCUUGGGUGGAACCAGACAGGGUCACGAGCUGAGUAUGUCUGAAAGAAGUCGAAGCGUGGCCAUUUUGGGCCUAUGUGCCGGACAGCUCGGCCGCUUUGCGGCAGCAGCUGUCGCAUUACUGCAUGAGUCGGCCAAGCGGCAGGAAAAAGGUGCCAUGCAGGCCCUUGCUGCCUUAAUGCAGGCCGAGCCUGUCAACAAACACCCACGUGCAGCUAAGUUUUUGGCCGCGGCCAAUGCCACUUAG